Messenger RNA from Rana temporaria (common frog), 1401 nucleotides. RefSeq lists its product as uncharacterized. The transcript is spliced from 2 exons. The record is from RefSeq and is a predicted model, not a curated record. The coding region runs from base 10 to 939 and encodes 309 amino acids. NCBI's taxonomy places the organism in Eukaryota, Metazoa, Chordata, Amphibia, Anura, Ranidae.
CCCCAGCAAAUGAGCAUUUCUAGGAAGACAUUGCGCCUGCGCACUCUGCUGCUCAGAUCUUCUCCUCCAGCUGCAGCCGUAUCUCCUGUGAUCGGGAGCAACAUAAAGACCGGGAGCUGUCCGUUCAGCACCAUAAGGAACGGGAGCUGUCCGUUCAGCACCAUAAGGAACGGGAGCUGUCCAUUCAGCACCAUAAAGAACGGGAGCUGUCCGUUCAGCACCAUAAGGAACGGGAGCUGUCCAUUCAGCACCAUAAGGAACGAUAAUGUGACUGUCCCUUCAGCACCACAUCUGGGGGUACAAGGAUUGGAGAGGUGUCCCUUCAGCACCACAUCUGGGGGUACAAGGAUUGGAGAGGUGCCCCUUCAGCACCACAUCUGGGGGUACAAUAACAGGAGAGGUGCCCCUUCAGCACCACAUCUGGGGGUACAAGGAUUGGAGAGGUACCCCUUCAGCACCACAUCUGGGGUACAAGGACUAGAGAGGUGCCCCUUCAGCAUCACAUCUGGGGGUACAAGGACUAGAGAGGUGCCCCUUCAGCACCACAUCUGGGGGUACAAGGACAGGAGAGGUGCCCCUUCAUCAUCACAUCUGGGGGUACAAGGCCUAGAGAGGUGCCCCUUCAGCAUCACAUCUGGGGGUACAAGGACUAGAGAGGUACCCCUUCAGCACCACAUCUGGGGUACAAGAACAGGAGAGGUGCCCCUUCAUCAUCACAUCUGGGGGUACAAGAACAGGAUAGGUGCCCCUUCAGCAUCACAUCUGGGGGUACAAGGCCUAGAGAGGUACCCCUUCAGCACCACAUCUGGGGUACAAGGACUAGAGAGGUGCCCCUUCAGCAUCACAUCUGGGGGUACAAGGACUAGAGAGGUACCCCUUCAGCACCACAUCUGGGGGUACAAGGACAGGAGAGGUGCCCCUUCAGCACCACCUCUGUAGAUUAUGGGAAGUGGUCCCUUGGGGGGGUUUGAUGUGACUGGAGGUGUGGUGGGGAUGGAGAGACUGGUCCUUCAGCAAUAGCUGCCCAUCAGGAGGGCAUGGCAAGAAAACGGAGUUGUCAAUAGCACUCACUCUGGGACAGAUGAGUGCCCCUUACACCCGUCAUGGGCCAAGGAGACGACACAGACCGGAUCGUGAUCAACGUAGGAGGAACACGACACCAGACCUAUCGUAGCACCCUCCGCACCCUGCCAGGCACCAGACUAGCAUGGCUGGCAGAACCUGAUGCCCACAGCCACUUUGACUAUGACCCUCGGACUGAUGAGUUCUUCUUUGAUCGCCAUCCUGGGGUUUUUGCCCACAUACUUAAUUAUUACCGGACUGGAAAGCUGCACUGCCCAGCAGAUGUAUGUGGCCCUCUGUAUGAGGAGGAGUUGGCAUUCUGGGGCAUCGAUGAAACAG